Messenger RNA from Cololabis saira (Pacific saury), 1788 nucleotides. RefSeq names its product clusterin-like 1 (retinal) (gene clul1). Lineage: Eukaryota; Metazoa; Chordata; Actinopteri; Beloniformes; Belonidae. The transcript is spliced from 9 exons. The record is from RefSeq and is a predicted model, not a curated record. Bases 157 to 1554 code for a protein of 465 amino acids.
AAGCUCAAGCGGAAUGAGCACAAAUAGACUUGAUCAGGUCGGGUUUCCUGGCGACUUCCAUCCCGGCAGAGCACUUUGUUUACGUCUGUAUGUGGAGAGGCAUCUUCGGUCCUCAGCUGACAUUUCUUCCAUCAAACACUGCAACAGGGCUGCAGAAUGAAGCUCCUCCUGGGUUUGGUGCUGUCUGUGGCGACACUGAGUGUCCUCAACUCCGCUCUGGCGGACCAAACCGAAGAGGUCUCUGAGGACACGUUGAAAGAAUUGUCUGAAAGCGGUGAGAAACUGGUGGAUGAGGAGAUUAGGAGGGCCUUGUAUGGGGUGAAACAGAUGAGGGAGGUGUUGUGGAGGAAUGAGCAAAAGCACGAGCACCUCAUGAAAUCUUUGAAACACAGCAGUGACAAGAAGAAGGGCGCAGCCCAACUGGCCAAGGAGGUGACGGAGAAGCUGGUGGAGGCAGAGGAGCAGUGCAAAGACUCCCUGCAGUCUGAGUGGGAGGAGUGCAGACCCUGCCUGGAAGAUGCAUGCAAGACCUUUUAUACCACCACGUGCCGCAGGGGCUUUGCUGCUUUCCAUGCCAAGGUGGGAAACUUCUUCCAGAGAGUGUCCAGGCGCUUUGGGUCUAGUAAGAGACCCGCGGAAAAAGGGGACAUCUUGGUGAACCAAGACCCUGACGACUCAGAAGACAAAGAUGUUGUCCAAAUUGAGGAUUCCUUCAACCGUGUGAUGAGCAAGGUGGGCACCGUGGUGAACUGCAGCGUGACGCUGGUCUCCAGGAUUAGCAGCAGGCUGGACAAAGUUCUCCAGAGAGCCUUCCUGAACAACACAGACGUCCUGACGGAAGACGCCGUCCUCGAACCUUUCUAUCCUGGCCGAGACUCGGGCUUCCUGCAGGGCGUGGGCCUGGAGGAGGUGCUGGAAUCCUUCUUUGACUUCGGCAAAAGUGUGGUGGAGGAAUUUGGAGCUGUGGUCACCCAGGUGUUUGAUGACCUCCAGCAGGCAGUGGAAGAGGAGAAAAAGAAAGAGAGGGAAAGGUUCCCUAGUCUUUUGCAGAACAGGAAGUUGUGCAAAGACCUCCGCAAGCAGACAUCAGAGUGUUGGCAACUUCAGAGCAAGUGUGAGGCCUGCCAAGGAGCCCUGCUCACAGAGUGUCCCAGUGUCCGGGAGCUGCACGUGGAGCUGGAUGAGGUUUCCCAGCUGCUGGACGUCUCCAGAGAGCAAUACGAGGAGAUCUUGUCUAUCGUCCAACGCCACACCGAUGAAACGGUGAACUGGCUCGGCGACAUGGCAGCAGAGUUCAGCUGGGUGGCGAAGGCCGUGAACAACGGCAGCACUCCGCUGAACAUCUUCCACAUCACCAUGGUGGCACCAGAGAGCCAUGAAAAGGAGAACAUGGCCACCACUGACACCAAGGUGGAGGUUAAUGUCCUGAACUCUGCCCCCAUCAUCCUCACCGUUCCCGGGGAGCUGGAGAUGCACGACCCAGCUUUCAUCCAGUACGUGGCCCAGGAGGCCUUGGAAAUGUACAAGGAGAUGGUCAGGACUGAAGAUGAGUGAAUCGACGGCAUCUUUACCUUCAGCACUUUAUUUUUGAGCAGAAGUAGGUUGUAGAUAUCAUGUAGUAGAAAUCAUGUUGAUGAAAUACAAGUACACUGCAGGUAUAAUUACUGCCAUGGAUUGAAGCUACUAAGAAGUGAUAGUACUUCUCAUCUGUUAAAUGGUGUAAAUAAAUAAAAAGUGGACAAGCUGUCGCCAGAGUGAAACAUGACAGUGUUGUCUGAACUUUCCAGA